UCGGCGGCAGCUGUCUGUCCUCCGCAGCCCGCCCCGGACGCGCCGCCCAGGGAUGUACAUGCAGGUGGACACGCGCUCCGGCGCCGUUCUGCACCUGAAGAGGGCCCCGGGCGCCAGGUCCUGGUCUCUGCUGGUCGGGAUCCUGUCCAUCGGCCUGGCCGCCGCCUACUACAGUGGAGACAGUCUGGGCUGGAAGCUCUUCUACGUCACAGGCUGCCUGUUCGUGGCGGUGCAGAACCUGGAGGACUGGGAGGAGGCCGUCUUCAACAAGAGCACCGGGAAGGUCACCCUGAAGACCUUCAGCCUGUACAAGAAGCUUCUGACCCUGUCCAGGGCCGGCCACGAGCAGGUGGUGGUCAUGCUGAACGACAUCCGGGACGUGAGCGUGGAGGAGGAGACGGUCCGCUACUUCGGGAAGGGCCACGUGGCCGUGCUGCGCUCCGUGACCGGCUUCUCGCACCCCCUGACCCAGAGCGCGGUCCUGGGCCGCCGCAGUGACGUGGACGCCAUCGCCAGGCUCAUCGAGAGCUUCCUGGAGCUGCGCCGCCCGGAGAGCCCCUCAGAGCUGUCCCAGAGCAGCGAUAGCGAGGCCGGGGUCCCCGGCGGCCAGAGCUGACGGCCACCAGCCUGCCUCCCCGCUGAGGGCCAGCCCUGGGCCCGGCCGCCCGCUGCCUGCUUCCUCCCUCCGCAGAGCCACGGCUGGUCCUGCUGCA
Condylura cristata (star-nosed mole) is the source of this 713-nucleotide messenger RNA. Its product is annotated as chromosome unknown open reading frame, human C17orf62. Bases 53 to 616 code for a protein of 187 amino acids. The record is from RefSeq and is a predicted model, not a curated record. The transcript has 6 exons. NCBI's taxonomy places the organism in Eukaryota, Metazoa, Chordata, Mammalia, Eulipotyphla, Talpidae.